This is a messenger RNA of Leguminivora glycinivorella, 914 nucleotides long. RefSeq names its product ras-related protein Rab-28-like. NCBI's taxonomy places the organism in Eukaryota, Metazoa, Arthropoda, Insecta, Lepidoptera, Tortricidae. Gene Ontology annotation, cellular component: Golgi apparatus; endosome. The transcript has 4 exons. The coding region runs from base 176 to 907 and encodes 243 amino acids. The record is from RefSeq and is a predicted model, not a curated record. Gene Ontology annotation, molecular function: GTP binding; GTPase activity.
CGCUGAAAGUCCAUGUGAUGACUAUUUCAAUUAAAUUAAAAAGAAAUAUUUCUAAAAAGAACAUAAUACAAUAUAGUAAAUUUUAAUAUAUGUAUUAACUGUAAUUCAUAUUAGCAGUAAUAAGUUUAAAUAUUUUGCAAGAACUUCUUAAACUAGUUUUAUAAAUUGAAUUUUUAUGGUUUUUAUAUACUAUAAUUAUACAGUUAAUAAAAAUACAAUGUCUGACAGUGAAGAAGAUGAAACACAAAAUAGGAUAGUUAAAAUUACAGUUGUUGGUGAACCAUCUACUGGCAAAAGCAGUCUAUGCGCGCGCUAUUUGGGCGGAACGGCGGCCGGCGGCGGCACGCAGGGCGCCGAGGUCAUGGCGGGGCAGUGCCUCGGGCUGCGGCCCGCCGUGCCGCUGCAGCUGUGCGACGUGGCUGGCAAUGCUCUCGCUACGCGCAUGCUGGAGAACUACCUCUACGCUACCGAUGUAGUAUUAUUUGUUUAUGACCUAACGAAUUUACAAAGUUUCGAGAACCUGAACACUUGGAUCACGACUGUGAAGAGCAUAUUCGAAGCGGACGUGAAGAAGCCUCUGCUAGCCGUGUUCGGCAACAAGUCCGACUUGGAGCACCAGCGGGCCGUGCGCCUCUCGUGCGUGCAGAAGUUCGCUUCCGAACAUUUGUUAGAGAACUACAAAGGGUCAGCGAGGACAGGAGAAAUGGUAAACACGGCGUUCACAAACCUAGUGGCGAGCGUGAUCGGCGUGAAGGUCCGCGCGGCGCCGCCGGCCGCGAGCAACGGGCGCGCGCGGCCGCCCGAGCCCCCGCCCGCACCAGCCGAGCCGCGGCAAUCUCUUAUUAUGAACAGGAAGGCGCUGAGGCGCGUGCAGCGGGCUUCUAGCUCUGUCUGCGUUUUACAAUAAAGCUGAU